This is a messenger RNA of Penicillium soppii, 375 nucleotides long. Its product is annotated as nuclear transport factor 2 family protein. The transcript is spliced from 6 exons. Gene Ontology annotation, cellular component: nuclear pore central transport channel. NCBI's taxonomy places the organism in Eukaryota, Fungi, Ascomycota, Eurotiomycetes, Eurotiales, Aspergillaceae. Bases 1 to 375 code for a protein of 124 amino acids. The record is from RefSeq and is a predicted model, not a curated record. Gene Ontology annotation, biological process: protein import into nucleus.
AUGGCUGACUUCAACAGUAUCGCUGAGCAGUUUGUGCAGUUCUACUACCAGACAUUCGACGCCAACCGUCAAGGUCUGGGUGGUCUCUACCGUGAUCACUCUAUGCUCACCUUUGAGACAAGCUCGGUUCUGGGUACUCAAGCCAUCGUUGAGAAGCUAGCCAGUCUCCCUUUCGAGAAGGUCGUGCAUCAAAUCGCCACCUUUGAUGCCCAGCCCUCCAGUGAGAACGGCAUUAUUGUGCUCGUCACCGGUGCCCUCCUCGUUGAUGAGGAACAGAAGCCUAUGAACUACUCCCAGUGCUUCAAGCUGCAACCCGAUGGUGCCGGCAGCUACUUUGUGCUCAACGAUGUCUUCCGUUUGAUCUAUCCUGCCUAA